GCCGGGUUCAACGGUUGAUCACAUGAUUUCUGUUAUCGUUCGGGCUUUUUCGAGAUUUUCUGGAGGAAAAAUACUCUCAGUCUGUGUCAGGUGCUCAAGUGAUCAUCUCGGAAGACCUGUGUGAAUUCUUCGAAAGAAUUUGACUGUGAAAAAAAAGAUGGCCAGCAACACCCAGGGAAUCCAGCAAUUGCUGGCAGCUGAAAAGAAGGCAGCAGAGAAGGUUGCUGAAGCACGAAAACGCAAGGCUCGUCGUCUAAAGCAGGCCAAAGAUGAGGCAACGGAGGAAAUUGAGAAGUACAGGGUGGAGCGCGAGCAACAAUUCAAGGACUUUGAGGCAAAACAUGUUGGUUCCAGGGAGGGAGUUGCCAAUAAAAUUGAGGCAGAUACAAGGUUGAAAAUUGACGAUAUGAAUAGGACAGUGCAGAAUCACAAGGAGCGCGUGAUCCAAGAAAUCCUGACGCAUAUCUACAACAUUGAACCAGAGAUGCACAAGAACUUCAAGAAUUCAGCCAAGUAACUUAAUGCCCCACAUUACACUUCCAAUGUCCUUUUAAACAUAAAUUGUAGACAUCUAAAUUCCUCUUGCUAAAAAAUGCUUGUAAUUUCUCUGUAAAAAGAUGAUAUAAAAAUAAACAAAACAGUAUUUGUGAA
Molecule: messenger RNA, 651 nt
Organism: Phlebotomus papatasi
Lineage: Eukaryota; Metazoa; Arthropoda; Insecta; Diptera; Psychodidae
Product: V-type proton ATPase subunit G-like
Exons: 2
Coding region: 158-517 (119 amino acids)
Biological process (GO): proton transmembrane transport
Cellular component (GO): vacuolar proton-transporting V-type ATPase complex
Molecular function (GO): proton-transporting ATPase activity, rotational mechanism
Source: RefSeq, a predicted model, not a curated record